CGGCGACCUCUUUAAAUCCUGUCCGUUCACGCGCCUUCGGGAGGGCAUCCUCGAGAGCCCUCACCCUCCCAAUCCCGCCGCGCUCCAGGGAUGGCCGCCGCCGCCGCCGCCACCGCCGCCCCGCCCGCCACGCCCUCCUCCCGUCCCCUCCGCAUGCCUCCCGCGCCGUCCACCGUCCAUCCACAGCUCAGGUGCCAUGCCGGCCCCAGCCCCUCGCUCCUCGCGCUGCGCCACCGCGCCGCCCGCGCCGCGCCGGCCCGGGCCCUGCUCGACAAGGCCACGCCCUUCAACUUCGGCGACGGCGAGGAGGACGACGGCGACGACCACCCCCGCGAGGAGUGCGGCGUGUUCGGCGUCGUGGGGGACCCGGAGGCGUCGUCGCUCUGCUAUCUCGGCCUGCAGAAGCUGCAGCACCGCGGGGAGGAGGGCGCCGGCAUCUGCGCCGCCGGGGACGACGGCAAGCUCAAGUCCGUGACGGGGCUGGGGCUCGUCAGCGACGUGUUCCGGGACCCGGCGCACCUCGGGAGCCUCCCCGGGAAGGCCGCCAUCGGCCACGUCCGCUACUCCACCUCCGGCGGCCAGGCCCAGCUGUGCAACGUGCAGCCGUUCCUCGCCGGGUACCGGUUCGGGCAGCUCGCAGUGGCGCACAACGGCAACCUGGUGAACUACCUGCCGCUGCGCCACAAGCUGGAGGCGCAGGGCUCCAUCUUCAACAACUCGUCGGACACGGAGGUCAUCCUCCACCUCAUCGCCACGUCGCUCUCGCGCCCGCUGCUCGCCCGCAUCUGCGACGCAUGCGAGCGCCUCCAGGGCGCCUACUCGCUGCUGUUCCUCACGGCCGACAAGCUCUUCGCCGUGCGCGACCCCUUCGGCUUCCGCCCGCUGGUCAUGGGCCGCCGCCCCAACGGCGCCGUCGUGUUCGCGUCGGAGACCUGCGCGCUCGACCUCAUCGACGCCGUGUACGAGCGGGAGGUGGAGCCCGGGGAGGUGAUCGUCGUGGACCGCCGGGACAUGUCCGUGUCCUCUGCCUGCCUCGUCCCGCACCGCCCGCGCAAGUCGUGCGUGUUCGAGCACAUCUACUUCGCGCUGCCCAACUCUAUCGUGUUCGGGCACGCAGUGCACGAGCGGCGCACCGCCUACGGCCGCGCGCUGGCCGAGGAGUCCCCGGCCCCCACCGCCGACGUGGUCAUCCCCGUGCCGGACUCUGGCUUCUACGCGGCGCUCGGCUUCGCACAGGCCUCGGGGCUCGAGUUCCAGCAGGGGCUCAUCCGGUCGCAUUACACGGGCCGCAGCUUCAUCCAGCCGACGCAGGCCAUCCGCGACCUCGCCGUGAAGCUCAAGCUCGCGCCCGUGCGGGGCGUCAUCACGGGCAAGAGCGUGGUGGUCGUGGACGACUCGAUCGUGCGCGGCACCACGUCGAGCAAGAUCGUGCGCCUGCUCCGCGACGCCGGGGCGCGCGAGGUGCACAUGCGCAUCUCCAGCCCCCCGGUGGUCGGCCGGUGCCACUACGGCAUCGACACGCCCGACGAGAAGGAGCUGAUAUCCAACAGGCUGGACGUCGAGGGCGUGCGCGAGAUGAUCGGCUGCGACUCGCUCGGCUUCCUGACGCUGGACAAGCUCCACAGCAUCUACGGCGACGAGGCGGACGAGCUCUGCGACGCCUGCUUCUCGCGGAACUACCCGGUGCCUAUGCCGGACAAGGUGCCGGCGAUGGCAUCCGCCGACGAUGAAGACUGACCAGAAUGUGCGACUAGGGAAGGGAAGUGGCUCUGUACUCCGCAUGCUUCUAUAGGAUUUUGGGCGUGGCGAAUCUGUGUCGUGGCAAUUGCAUUCAUCGUUUGAAUUUUUGCAGGUCUUAAGUUUGUGUCCCUGAGCGGCUAGCGUUCCUUGGCCUCUCAAACUGAGGUUGCGAAACCUUUUUCUUGAGUCAAUUUAUAUACUGUAUAAGAAAGGUUGACAAGUCAGGCAUCUAAUAUUGUUUCGUCGCCGACGUGAA
Triticum aestivum (bread wheat) is the source of this 1996-nucleotide messenger RNA. Its product is annotated as amidophosphoribosyltransferase, chloroplastic. Lineage: Eukaryota; Viridiplantae; Streptophyta; Magnoliopsida; Poales; Poaceae. The record is from RefSeq and is a predicted model, not a curated record. Gene Ontology annotation, molecular function: amidophosphoribosyltransferase activity. The transcript has a single exon. The coding region runs from base 91 to 1737 and encodes 548 amino acids. Gene Ontology annotation, biological process: purine nucleobase biosynthetic process.